Messenger RNA from Halteromyces radiatus, 1056 nucleotides. RefSeq names its product magnesium transporter NIPA-domain-containing protein. The record is from RefSeq and is a predicted model, not a curated record. The transcript has 4 exons. Gene Ontology annotation, molecular function: magnesium ion transmembrane transporter activity. NCBI's taxonomy places the organism in Eukaryota, Fungi, Mucoromycota, Mucoromycetes, Mucorales, Cunninghamellaceae. Gene Ontology annotation, cellular component: membrane. Bases 1 to 1056 code for a protein of 351 amino acids. Gene Ontology annotation, biological process: magnesium ion transport.
AUGACUCAGGCAUUAGGAAUAUCUUUACAACGACGGUCUCAUCUGGAACAACCUACAACAGGAUCAUUUAGAAAACCACUUUGGGUCACGGGUUUUCUCAUCUAUACUGUCAGUAACUUGGUCGCCUCUACUUGUACUAUUGCUUUUUUACCUAUUGUGGUACUUGCUCUUUUGGGUUCCAUUGGUCUUGUCUUUAAUGCUAUCUUCGCUCGAUUAGUCCUUGGUGAUCCUUUCACUUCAAGAACUAUUAUAGGUACAACCUUGAUAGUAGCAGGGGCUAUGUUGGUGGCAGGUUUUGGAGUGGUGCCUGAACCAAAUCAUACUUUACAAGAUUUAAUUCAACUUUACAAACGGCCAUCUUUUAUCAUUUACUUUGCUUUGGUUGAAUUUUGUAUUUGUUUUGGCUUGAUUCUAACUCAUUUGAUGGAAUAUGGUCUUGAACGAAAUACUCAAUGGCAAAUUAAGUAUCCUGAUUUGAAAAUGUGGUUGGGAAUUAGUUUUGGGGUGUUUGGUGCCAAUAUCAGUAGUCAAGCCAUGUUAUUUGCUAAAAGUGGAUUGGAAUUAUUAAUCUUGACGGUAUUUCAUGGUGAAAAUCAAUUUAUCUAUCCUUUGACUUGGGUAAUUGUGAUUGCUUUGAUCUUCACUGCAGUGUUACAGCUUUAUUAUUUGAAUCGCGGUGUCCAAUUAUGUGAUACCAUUAUCCUUGUUCCUUUGAAUUUUUGUUCAUUCAAUGUAUCUUGUUUAUUCAAUGGAUUGGUGUAUUACAAUCAAUGGGAUCGACUCUAUUGGUGGCAAGUUGUCUUGGUAUUGGCAGGGAUUGUUAUUCUUGUUUGGGGGGUGUUAAUCAUCUCAUUUAACACCACAACCUCUUUCUCUCCUUCAUCUGAUAUAUCCACAAAGACAUCACAUUCUCCUCCUCCUGUACAACCUCAUGUCUCUUCUUCUUUGGCUUCGGAUCAUCCAGUGUGGCAAAAACUCUAUAAACGGAUACAUCACUUCUUUUCUGCAAAACUGGAUCAACGUGAUGAAACGACACCAUUAUUACCCGCAACUUGA